Aedes albopictus (Asian tiger mosquito) is the source of this 2157-nucleotide messenger RNA. Its product is annotated as heat shock protein 70 A1-like. Gene Ontology annotation, cellular component: cytosol; plasma membrane; cytoplasm. The coding region runs from base 165 to 2084 and encodes 639 amino acids. The record is from RefSeq and is a predicted model, not a curated record. Gene Ontology annotation, molecular function: ATP binding; ATP-dependent protein folding chaperone. NCBI's taxonomy places the organism in Eukaryota, Metazoa, Arthropoda, Insecta, Diptera, Culicidae. The transcript has a single exon.
UCUCGCCCAAAACGGUUCAGGCGUAAGAGCCAGUCGCAAGCAAAAACGUGAAAACGACAACAGAGCGCGGUAAAAGUUAAAACGCAAAAUCUUUUUUCACCCUUCGAAUGGUGAAUUGUGCGGGAAUUUUCCGCCCGGAAUAGUGUGAAGUUUAGUUUGUGGAAAUGUCCGCGAUCGGAAUCGACUUGGGAACGACCUACUCCUGUGUGGGAGUGUUCCAGCAUGGCAAAGUGGAAAUCAUCGCCAACGACCAGGGAAAUCGCACCACUCCCAGUUGCGUGGCCUUUUCGGACACGGAGCGGCUGAUUGGUGAUGCGGCCCAGAACCAGGUGGCCCUGAAUCCGAAGAACUCGGUAUUCGAUGCGAAGAGGCUGAUUGGCCGUCGGUUCGACGAUCCGAAGAUUCAGGCCGAUUUGAAGCAUUGGCCGUUCAAGGUCAUUAACGAUCAUGGAAAACCGAAGAUUGAGGUCGAAUUCAAGGGCGAAGUCAAAAAAUUCUCGGCGGAAGAAAUCAGCUCGAUGGUUCUGGUCAAGAUGAAGGAAUGUGCCGAGGCUUAUUUGGGGCGAAACAUGAAAAACGCAGUCAUCACGGUUCCGGCGUAUUUCAACGAUUCCCAGCGUCAGGCCACGAAGGACGCCGGGGUCAUUGCGGGACUCAAUGUGAUGCGAAUCAUCAACGAACCGACGGCAGCUGCAUUGGCUUACGGUCUGGACAAGAACCUCAAAGGUGAACGAAAUGUUCUGAUCUUCGAUCUGGGUGGUGGCACAUUUGACGUCUCCAUCCUGAGCAUCGACCAGGGUUCGUUGUUUGAGGUCAAAGCCACAGCUGGCGAUACUCACCUGGGAGGAGAGGAUUUCGACAAUCGCAUGUUGGCCCAUUUCGUGGAAGAAUUCAAGCGCAAGUACAAGAAGGACAUCACUCCGAAUGCGCGCGCUUUGAGGCGUCUGAGAACGGCAUGUGAGCGAGCCAAGCGCACAUUGUCGUCCAGCACUGAGGCCACAAUCGAGAUCGACGCCCUGGCGGAUGGAAUCGACUUUUACACGAAGAUUUCCAGGGCUCGCUUUGAGGAACUUUGCGCCGAUCUGUUCCGCUCCACUCUUCAACCAGUUGAGAGAGCUCUGACCGAUGCCAAAAUGGACAAAGCUUCAAUACACGACAUUGUUCUCGUCGGCGGAUCAACCCGUAUCCCGAAGGUUCAAUCCCUUCUCCAGAACUUCUUCUCAGGAAAGUCGCUGAACUUGUCAAUCAACCCGGAUGAGGCCGUCGCCUACGGAGCGGCUAUCCAAGCGGCCAUCCUCAGCGGCGACAAAGAUGAAAAGAUCCAGGAUGUACUGCUCGUUGACGUGGCCCCACUCUCGCUGGGAAUCGAAACAGCCGGAGGAGUCAUGUCCAAGCUGGUCGAACGCAACAGCAGAAUUCCGUGCAAGCAGACUCAAAUCUUCACGACCUACUCGGACAACCAGCCCGGAGUGUCCAUCCAGGUGUUCGAAGGUGAACGCGCCAUGACCAAGGACAACAACCGCCUCGGCCAGUUCGACCUCUCGGGAAUCCCGCCAGCCCCAAGAGGCGUUCCCCAGAUCGAAGUCACAUUCGAUCUGGACGCCAACGGCAUUCUCAACGUCACCGCCAAGGACAAAAGCAGCGGAAACGAGAAGAACAUCACCAUCAAGAACGACAAGGGUCGCCUCAGCCAGGGUGAAAUCGAUCAGAUGGUGGCCGACGCCGAGCGCUACCACGAAGAGGACGAAAAUCUCCGGGAAAGCAUCGCCGCCAGGAACAAACUCGAAAACUACUGCUUCCAGCUGAAACACUCCCUGGAGUCGGCCGAGGGCAAGCUGAGCGAAUCGGACAAGAACACCGUCAAGGAACGCUGCGACGAAACGCUCCAAUGGAUGGACGCCAACACGUUGGCCUCCAAGGAGGAACUGGACCACAAGAUGGAGGAAUUGAGCCGCGUUUGCAGUCCGAUCAUGACCAAGUUGCAUCAGGGCGCAGGCGGCCCCGGAGGAGCUGGGGGAAACCGGUUUCCGACAGGUGGCGGACCUGGAGGACGGCAGGGGCCUACCGUCGAGGAGGUCGACUAAAAAUACCAAGGCAUUUAUUCAUAAAUCGGUAUACAUACAUUAGAGUGGCCCAAACGUAACUCAGGAACAAUUU